AUGACGCAUACAAAGAAAGCAAGCAACGAUAACAAUCCUUUUGAAAUAAAGACCUUGCGAAAGAAAUUAUCACAACAUUUCGCCGGCAGGACUACAACGCCACCCAGCACAGAGUCUAAAGACUCCAAACCGAUCAUAGUUACAAAGGUGCAAUUGAUUGAAUUCCAUGAUACGAAGACGGACUUUGUUAUGGAGAUUGAUGAGGAUGGUAAGAAGCUAGUCCGCCGAUAUGACGCCUUCAGUGUGAUGAAGCUUCAUGGAGCAGAGGAGGCAAUUGAGAAGUUCGGCUCCCAUAUUCUGCCCAAGGAAGGGCUACAGCGGAAAACUUAG
This is a messenger RNA of Penicillium malachiteum, 330 nucleotides long. RefSeq lists its product as uncharacterized. NCBI's taxonomy places the organism in Eukaryota, Fungi, Ascomycota, Eurotiomycetes, Eurotiales, Aspergillaceae. Bases 1 to 330 code for a protein of 109 amino acids. The record is from RefSeq and is a predicted model, not a curated record. The transcript has a single exon.